This is a messenger RNA of Nyctereutes procyonoides (raccoon dog), 3690 nucleotides long. RefSeq names its product phosphorylated CTD interacting factor 1 (gene PCIF1). The record is from RefSeq and is a predicted model, not a curated record. The transcript is spliced from 17 exons. Bases 1283 to 3388 code for a protein of 701 amino acids. Gene Ontology annotation, molecular function: RNA polymerase II C-terminal domain binding; mRNA (2'-O-methyladenosine-N6-)-methyltransferase activity. Gene Ontology annotation, cellular component: nucleus. NCBI's taxonomy places the organism in Eukaryota, Metazoa, Chordata, Mammalia, Carnivora, Canidae.
CCAGCCCCAGCCCCAGCCCCAGCCAGCUGCACGGGGCCAGGCACCACGGAUGCAGAGGCUGCCUCUGGCUCCGCUAGGGACGCGCCAGGCGAACAGCAGGUGGCAACCUUGGGUUCCUCUUAAGCUACCGUUGAGGUCAGUUCAGCGAGGCGGCCGGCGGGAGGCGGGAGGCGGGAGGCGGAGCCAGCGAGUCGGCCCGCCCCUCGCCCAGAACCCGGCAGGGCGCCGGGCGUGGGGCACCUAGCAACUGCACCUCGCGCUGGGCUGACUUUCGUGGCCGGCCUGAGCUCUUAGCGAGGCCCUGCCCCGCAACUAGGAGCCACAGAUACGUCGGUGCUGGGAGAGCCCUUCUGAUGCAUUUAGCAUCUUCCUAACUUUGCCGAAGCCCAUUAUGAGGUCUCCCACGGCUGUUGAGUUUCUUCUACUCAGGAGCACUUGUAACUAGCGUAGCCUCAACAGUGGGAAAAGGUCCGAUCCGCAUGCAGCCUGGAUAUGGAGAGCAGCUGUUAGACAUUCUUGACCGAGGCCCAGAGGGCAAACAGCUAAACGUAGCGGUGGCAGCGCCCCGCCGGAGCUAGGACCCAGGGCCCCGCUCCGCCGAGAGCCGCGUCACCAGAACCCCGCCCCCGGUCGGCGUCUCAGCUGAGCGACCGCAGGUUCCCAGCCCGCCCCGCGCCCCCCGGUGCGCACUCUCAGUCCGGUCCUCCCGCCCGGGCCGGUGUGCUCGCGCGGGGAAACUGAGGCAGGGAGCGUGCCUGUGAACUCGAUCCUUCCUCAGUCCGCACCCCACGGCCCGCGAGGCUGCCGCGCCCUCUUGAGACCCGCAUGGGACAACAGGGAAGGACAGGAGGAAGGGGAGGGGGCCAAAACCCAGCAGGGUCUGUGGAGUCGGCCGGUCCUGCCACACUCAAGAUGGCGGCGCGGCAGCGGCGAGGUCCCUCAGAGGCGGUACCAGCGCAUGCGCAGCGCGGAGUCCCGGCCCGGGACACAAGAUGGCGGCAGCGGCGCUGGGGAGGGCGAGGCGGAGGCGGCAAAACGGGAGGUCGAGCAGAACGUGUAGCCGCGUCCCCUCGAGUCCGCUCCGGGCAGUUGCUGAUGCAAGGAAUUCCCUGAGCCCCCGUCCACUCCACUGCUGACCAGCCCACCCACCUGUGCUGAACCUCCUGCAGAACUCCCCCCCUGCCUCUGUGGGACCCUGUGACGUGGGGGCCCAUCCAGUCGGAGAAGAAAACCCUCUCAUGCUAGCGUUGCAGACCCCAGAGGGUCCGGUGUGGGUGCUGAGAUGGCCAAUGAGAAUCACGGCAGCCCCCGAGAGGAGGCGUCCCUGCUGAGUCACUCCCCGGGCACCUCCAAUCAGAACCAGCCCUGUUCUCCAAAGCCCAUCCGCCUGGUGCAGGACCUCCCAGAGGAGCUGGUGCAUGCAGGCUGGGAGAAGUGCUGGAGCCGGAGGGAGAACCGUCCCUACUACUUCAACAGAUUCACCAACCAGUCCCUAUGGGAGAUGCCUGUGCUGGGCCAACAUGACGUGAUUUCGGACCCUUUGGGACUGAAUGCGACUCCACUGCCCCAAGACUCAAGCUUGGUGGACACCCCCCCGGCUGAGAACAAGCCCCGAAAGCGACAGCUUUCAGAAGAGCAGCCAAGCGGCAAUGGUGUGAAGAAGCCCAAGAUUGAAAUCCCUGUGACACCCACAGGCCCAUCGGUGCCUAGCUCUCCCAGUAUCCCAGGAACCCCAACAUUGAAGAUGUGGGGGACAUCCCCUGAAGAUAAACAGCAGGCAGCUCUCCUCCGACCCACUGAGGUGUACUGGGACCUGGACAUCCAGACCAACGCUGUCAUCAAGCACCGGGGGCCAUCAGAGGUGCUGCCCCCACACCCUGAGGUGGAGCUGCUUCGCUCCCAGCUCAUCCUCAAGCUUCGGCAGCACUACCGGGAGCUGUGCCAGCAGCGAGAGGGCAUCGAGCCCCCUCGAGAAUCUUUCAACCGUUGGAUGCUGGAGCGCAAGGUCGUGGAUAAAGGCUCUGAUCCCCUGUUGCCGAGCAACUGUGAACCAGUUGUGUCACCUUCCAUGUUUCGAGAAAUCAUGAAUGACAUUCCCAUCAGGUUAUCCCGAAUCAAGUUCCGGGAGGAAGCCAAGCGCCUGCUCUUCAAGUACGCAGAGGCUGCUCGGCGGCUCAUUGAAUCCAGGAGUGCAUCCCCUGACAGCAGGAAGGUGGUCAAAUGGAAUGUGGAGGACACGUUCAGCUGGCUGCGGAAGGACCACUCGGCAUCUAAGGAGGACUAUAUGGACCGCCUGGAGCAUCUGCGGAGGCAGUGUGGCCCCCACGUCUCAGCCGCAGCUAAGGACUCUGUGGAGGGCAUCUGUAGUAAGAUCUAUCACAUCUCCCUGGAGUAUGUCAAGCGGAUCCGAGAGAAGCACCUUGCCAUCCUCAAGGAAAACAACAUCCCAGAGGAGGUGGAGGCCCCAGAAGUGGAGCCUCGCCUGGUGUACUGUUACCCAGUACGGCUGGCCGUGUCUGCACCCCCUAUGCCCAGUGUGGAGAUGCACAUGGAGAAUAACGUGGUCUGCAUCCGGUACAAGGGAGAGAUGGUCAAGGUCAGCCGCAACUACUUCAGCAAGCUGUGGCUGCUUUACCGCUAUAGCUGCAUUGACGACUCUGCCUUUGAGAGGUUCCUGCCUCGAGUCUGGUGUCUUCUGCGGCGGUACCAGAUGAUGUUUGGCGUGGGCCUCUACGAGGGGACAGGCCUGCAGGGAUCGCUGCCCGUGCACGUCUUUGAGGCCCUCCACCGACUCUUCAGCGUCAGCUUUGAGUGCUUUGCCUCACCCCUCAACUGCUACUUUCGCCAGUACUGCUCUGCCUUCCCGGACACUGAUGGCUACUUCGGCUCCCGCGGGCCCUGCCUGGAUUUCUCCCCGCUGAGUGGUUCCUUUGAGGCCAACCCUCCAUUCUGCGAGGAGCUCAUGGAUGCCAUGGUCUCUCACUUCGAGAAACUUCUCGAGAGCUCACCAGAGCCCCUGUCCUUCAUCGUGUUCAUCCCCGAGUGGCGAGAACCCCCCACACCGGCGCUCACCCGCAUGGAACAGAGCCGCUUCAAACGCCACCAGCUGGUCCUGCCUGCCUUCGAGCACGAGUACCGCAGUGGCUCCCAGCACGUCUGCAAGAAGGAAGAAAUGCACUACAAGGCCGUCCACAACACGGCCGUGCUCUUCCUGCAGAACGACCCUGGCUUUGCCAAGUGGGGGCCGACACCAGAGCGGCUACAGGAGCUGAGUACCGCCUACCGGCAGUCAGGCCGCAGCCACGGCUCCAGCUCCUCUUCCUCUGAGAACAAGGACCGGGACUCGGGCCGCGAACAGGGCCCUAGCCGCGAGCCUCACCCCACUUAACACAUCCUGCAGGGAGGAGGAGCCCCAGGGUGCUGGUAUGGACUGCUGGGACUCAGGCCUCUCGGGGCUGAGCAGACCCCAGGACCCUCCCCCUGAGGUGGCUGCAGGACUCAGGCUGCCAGGUCAUAGGAAGAUUAUGGCUCUGCCAGGGCUCCCCCUCCCUGCCCGAUCCCCCAACUCCUCACCUCAAACUCACUCCAACUCCUGUGUAAAUAGGUCCCAUCCCUGCCCUUCCAGUCCCUACCAUCUUAUUGCCAUCUUGUUUCAUUUGUAAAAGGAAAUACAGAACCCUGCCCUCCCCA